Pieris brassicae (large cabbage white) is the source of this 1120-nucleotide messenger RNA. RefSeq names its product trypsin-like. The transcript has 7 exons. Gene Ontology annotation, biological process: proteolysis. Lineage: Eukaryota; Metazoa; Arthropoda; Insecta; Lepidoptera; Pieridae. Bases 81 to 1061 code for a protein of 326 amino acids. Gene Ontology annotation, molecular function: serine-type endopeptidase activity. The record is from RefSeq and is a predicted model, not a curated record.
AAUUACAUAGCAAAGCGUGUAGAUUGAAUUAUAACCGGUACUACCCCGUGUGCAAGUAUGUUUGUGUGUUUGUAGACAUCAUGUUGUGUCGUCGAUUGAUUGUGUUACUAGUGUUUAUUGUUUGUUCUUUAGGUCAAGAUUAUGACGAGCAAACAAGUCACACAAAAACAGUAAUAAAUGGUAGAGAUUAUGCUAUGGAUUGGACACCCCAAGUAAAAGAAUAUACAGGACUCCUUAAUAUAGAGUGCAUGCAGCAGUACUACCGAAUCUACAUAACAAGAACUAUUCCACCUAGAACCUACUAUUACCACCACGAAGUUCUUGCCGCAGAUACCUACUCGCGUUACUACGAUUUUGAUGGUAGCGUUGAUAUUGGCUGGCGUAUAGUCGGUGGUCAGUUGGUGGACAUAAAAGAAGUUCCGUACCAGGUUCUAUAUGGCAAGUACUGCGGUGGGACACUUAUAGCUCCUGAGUGGGUGAUCACCGCAGCCCACUGUAAAGAAAAAGCGGAAUUUGUAUAUGUCGGAUCGACACAACGCAGCCAGGCGACGCCCUACAAAAUUUGUGCCCAUUACACCCAUCCCUUGUGGAACCAGUCAAAACUCCACACUCAUGACUAUGAUUACCAGCUCAUUUUACUGGAGAAAGCUGUUCCCGUCACAGCUACCACUAGGCCCAUCGCGAUUGGCAAUAUUGGAGAUGUUAGACCCGGCGUCAUGAUUGGCAUUAGCGGAUGGGGGCAUUUAUCUUAUAGUAAGAAAAGCCGCAUGCAAGACUAUUUGCGACGCGUAUUUGUGCCAGUGAUGGCAGACGAGCUCUGUAAAGAGAUGCCUGACGGCAACUAUAACAUGAUUACACCAAGAAUGUUUUGCGCUGGAUACAUCAAUGGGACAAAGGAUUCAUGUCAGGGUGACUCGGGCGGACCAGCAGUUGUUAACGCAAAAUUGGUUGGCAUAGUGUCAUACGGUGUCGGAUGCGCCGGUGCCGGACAUCCCGGCGUCUACAGCCUUGUGCCCGUAGCCAGGCAGUGGAUACGAAGUGUCACCGGUCUACCUUUAUAAUAAUCUUGCCCAUAUCUAUUGUUACGUUAUUAUCUAUAUACAAUGUUGGUUUCUCUAUA